This is a messenger RNA of Hansenula anomala, 678 nucleotides long. RefSeq lists its product as uncharacterized. Bases 10 to 495 code for a protein of 161 amino acids. The transcript has a single exon. The record is from RefSeq and is a predicted model, not a curated record. NCBI's taxonomy places the organism in Eukaryota, Fungi, Ascomycota, Saccharomycetes, Phaffomycetales, Wickerhamomycetaceae. Gene Ontology annotation, cellular component: membrane.
GGUAGUCUUAUGUCCAAUGCUGAUGAAAACAUCAAGUACUAUUCGAUGGGUGAAUAUGUUGUCAUUGCUGGGUUGGCUGUUCAAAUCUUAUUCUUUGGAUUCUUUGUCAUUAUCGAAGCAACUUAUUAUUUUAGACUUCAAAGAAACAUUCAUGCCAGUCAAUACAACUCCAAGAUUAUCAAUGAAGACAUCAGAUAUUAUCCAAAAAGAUUCAUCAAUUGGAAAACCAUUCUUGUAUCGCUAUUUGUUUCUUCAAUUUUCAUCUUGAUCAGAUCUAUUUAUAGGGUCGUUGAGUUUGUUCAAGGUAACAGUGGGUAUGUCGCUAGUCAUGAAUGGUUUUUGUACUUCUUUGAUGCUGUGAUGAUGUUUCUUAGUGGAUUGUUGUUUGUUUCUCAAGACGUUUCCAAUUACUUUUUGAAAACAGUACCAUUAACAAAGAGAUUGCAAGAAUUGAAAGAAGGGGAAUCCAGCUACGAAAUGACCAACUAUGAAUGAUAUACAAAAACUUCUUCAGUGACCCAAAGAUCUGUUGUGAUUGAGAAAAAUUUAUUUAUCACCGUAUAUUGAAGUGUAGUCACGUGAUCUACUCGUUCAAUUUCCGCGAAUUCGUUUGACGAUCUUCGUAAUUGAUGCAUGGCGACGGGCGUAAUCGUUGGCCAAAGAAAAAAAAACUGUUUU